This is a messenger RNA of Penicillium cinerascens, 225 nucleotides long. RefSeq lists its product as uncharacterized. The transcript is spliced from 2 exons. The record is from RefSeq and is a predicted model, not a curated record. Bases 1 to 225 code for a protein of 74 amino acids. NCBI's taxonomy places the organism in Eukaryota, Fungi, Ascomycota, Eurotiomycetes, Eurotiales, Aspergillaceae.
AUGUCAAGCCGGCAGAUCCACAUCUUCGGGGAUCUCUUUCUCCCUGAUCCGAAAGACUAUCUGCCCGAGGUAGAGCUUGAGAAAGUCAAUCGAUUGCUCCCUCUGAUUGAGAAGUUCAAGAGCUCUCUGAAUGAGAAGCUUAAGAGUUCGGGAACCGAAACAGAUCGCGAGGAUGAAACCACGACGCAGAAUACAAGUGCCUCGACGAGUGAUAGCAUUUACUAG